This is a messenger RNA of Cooperia oncophora, 1440 nucleotides long. Lineage: Eukaryota; Metazoa; Nematoda; Chromadorea; Rhabditida; Trichostrongylidae. The record is from the annotation of a GenBank genome assembly.
AUGUGUGCAGCAAUCAUGCAUAUGCAUCGGUUCUUUUGCUUUCACUCCUUCAAGUUCUUCGACUACAGGGACGUGGCGGCUGCAUGCUUGUUUUUGGCUGGUAAGAGUGAGGAAUGUCCGAGAAAGUUGGAUCACAUCGUGCGCGUUUGGUGGUCAAAAAAGUUUGAACGACAUCCUACGAUUCCUUCAAAUAACCAUUACAUCGAGGCAGCGCAACUUAUUGUGCAGUUGGAGAACAUUAUCCUUCAAACGAUAGCAUUUGAUCUGAAGGUGGAGAUGCCUCAUCCCUUCGUUCUCUCUGCUAUGCACGAGAUCGCCCCUAAUAAUAAGAAGCUCACAGAAUGUGCAUACUUCUUUGCUACCGAUGUGUUGUGCGUGACGAACUGGGCGAUACGAUACAACGCGAGAGCAAUAGCUAGCGUUUGCGUGCAUCUCGUGUGUGUGUACGCCGGAUACGAGAUUCCACCUCCUGCUCCUGGGGAGAAGGCAUGGUUCCAAAAACUGGAUGCGGACAUGACUCAGGAUCUUUUGACUGAAAUGUCCCAAGAGUUCGCGAGCAUCUACAAGUCGUGUCGAGAAUGGUUGGCUCUCACCCGUUUCGUUGCGAAGGGAAUUGUCAAACCAUCGACACCGAGUCCAAAUCCAUCACGAAGUGGGGCCGAGGAAAAGGAAAUACUUCCACCCCCUCCACCACCACCGACGUUUCAUAAGAAGGUCGACCUCUCGGAGUACAAGGAGCGUACGAAAUCACUUGCGCCUGGCGAACGCUCCGGUGCUGACCGUGCGCCUCCAAGACGGAGUUUUAUUCCGGACACCUCACAAGCUAGGCCGGAUCUCUCGAUGCCGACUCUCAAUUUACCUGGGCAAGAACCUGUAGCACCUCCGCCAGCUGCACCAGUGCACGAGAAUGGUCACAAAUCGAGGGAUGAACAAAGCAGGCGGGAAGAGGAGCGAAGAAGGGAAAAAGAGCGGCGUCGACGUGAAGAAAGGGAGCAGCGUCAUGGUCAUUCCGAGCGUCCAGAAGAUAGAGAACGACGCAAAGAAGAAGAAAGACGGAAACGUGAACAUGAACGGAUGUCAAGUAGUGGGCAGUCUAGUGGAUUGCAUCCUCCUGCCGAAAAAAGACCUCGUCACGAGUCUUCGUCGUCGUUUUCGCAUUCGGUCGGUUCAUCUGGUAGUGGCGGUGGAUCUUCAUCAAAGCCACGGCCUAUGGCACCAGUGCAAGUGCAGCAUCACUCCUCUCUUCAUGGGCACACUCAGCCAGCCAAUGGUUCACAUGUUCGAAGCGACAAGGAUAUAAUAAAGAAUUCAUCGCAGUUCUGCCGUGCCAUGGAACCGCCACGAGCGUUGUCGCCUCCACCUUUACCUCCAUCGGUGCUUCCUCCGCCACCUCCGCCACCAUCUGCAAUGGCUGAGCUUGAGGAUGGCGAGCUGGAAUGA